AUGGCGAUGUCGGGUUUACAUCCAGCUUUUAUAGAGAAAUUCAUGUUGAUGGCAAUGUCCAAUUUGAUGAGAAAGAAAGAAGCAGAAGCCAUUGCAAAGAUAGAAGCAAAUGCAGUUGAAAAUUCGAUUCCUCCGGAAGUUGGGGGAGUGGAGAGUAAUACUGCUUCGGUUCUUUAUAAUCAGGAACCGGCGACAAACUCGACGAUCACUGAUUUGGGGGCGAACUUCACUGAAGCGUUGAGCAUGGCCGAUUUGACUACUGUCGCGAAAAUGACUACUGGCCUUGAUUGGAAAGGGCUGACGAAGUGUCGCAAGCAAAACGAGUGGGACUUGCCCCAAUCGACGGAUUUUUACAGACCGAGGUAUGCAGCAAAACCGGCGUUCCAGGAUGUUCCGACUUCGUUUGCCACACUGUCUAACAUGGAACACGAUUCCACUGGGGUCGAUAAUGAAGUGCGACUCUGA
Molecule: messenger RNA, 465 nt
Organism: Oikopleura dioica
Lineage: Eukaryota; Metazoa; Chordata; Appendicularia; Copelata; Oikopleuridae
Source: the annotation of a GenBank genome assembly